AUGCGCAGAGGCGAUGAUUACUUGAAGAAACUGAUUGUGGUUGUGACAUUUGCUGUAAAUCAAAACCAAAAGAAUAUAGCAAUAGUGGAUGGUUAUUGUUUUUAUCCAGACGAACGUCACAGUAACUCCAUACCAUGGCACUGUACUCGAAGUAAAACGUGCAAAGCCCGCUUCACUACUUCAAAAGACAAGACAACAGUUCGUAAAAGCAACUUCACCCACACACAUCCACCUCCAAGAUUUCUAAUUAAUAACGGAGUGUACUACCGACUUUCCUGA
Pieris macdunnoughi is the source of this 279-nucleotide messenger RNA. The record is from the annotation of a GenBank genome assembly. NCBI's taxonomy places the organism in Eukaryota, Metazoa, Arthropoda, Insecta, Lepidoptera, Pieridae.